This is a messenger RNA of Trichoderma virens Gv29-8, 1440 nucleotides long. RefSeq lists its product as uncharacterized. Gene Ontology annotation, molecular function: pyridoxal phosphate binding; ATP binding; magnesium ion binding. The record is from RefSeq and is a predicted model, not a curated record. The transcript is spliced from 2 exons. Lineage: Eukaryota; Fungi; Ascomycota; Sordariomycetes; Hypocreales; Hypocreaceae. Gene Ontology annotation, biological process: pyruvate biosynthetic process; D-serine biosynthetic process; L-serine metabolic process. The coding region runs from base 163 to 1353 and encodes 396 amino acids.
GCAGCAAGGCAGCAGUUUUGUUGCCGAGUUUCUUCUGUUUGCUGUGCUUUUAGAAUAAAAAGGGUGGCAUUGUCUGUCUUCAAUUGUAUUGUUGUUGAGCAGUCGAGACUCAAUUCAACCCCGCAGAUAGAGAGAGAGAGAGGGAAACAUCACCCCCCAAAAAUGGCCGCCUUAUCGACAACCCUCCCCCUGACCCGCGACUCCGUCUUCUGGGCGCACAAAGUCGUCAAGAAUCAUGUGCAUCGCACCCCAGUGGUGACCAAUCAGACGCUUUCCGAGCUUGCAUCGACUCCAAGGACGGCUGAAGACCUACAGGGCACUCGAUUCGCCGGCCGCACGCCUGCAAAGCCCGUGCUGAGGCUGUGGUUCAAGUGCGAGAACUUGCAGCGCAUCGGAGCCUUCAAGGUGCGCGGAGCGUUUUAUGCGCUUCACAAACUGGCUGAGGAGCCGGGAUGGCUGGAGGGAGGUGGAAAGGAAAAGGGCGUGGUGACGCAUAGCUCUGGCAAUCAUGCACAGGCUCUCGCUCUCGCAGCCAGGGAAAACGGCAUCAAGGCUCACAUCGUGAUGCCCGAAAUCUCCAUCCCGGCCAAGAUUGCCGCCACAAAGGGCUAUGGCGCCAACGUAGUCUUCAGUGGCAGCACCAGUGUUGAGCGUGAGGCUGUCACCGAAAAGGUCAUUGCUGAGACCGGCGCACGGCUAGUUCCACCUUAUGACCACCCCGAUAUCAUGCUUGGCCAGGGUACCCUCGGGCUGGAAUUGCAAGACCAAGUAGAGAGCAGCAUUGCCUCGUCGGUCAAUUCUGCUGGGCAGGCCCUUAGGGGUGUGUAUGCGGCCGCGGCGAACAAGACAAAGGGAAAUGUGCAAGGGCUCGAUGCCAUCAUCACUCCAUGCGGCGGCGGAGGCAUGCUCUCCGGUGUGGCGCUGAGCUGCGAGGGCACAGGCAUCCGUGUCUUUGGAGCUGAGCCUUCGUUUCAGGGAGCUGACGAUGCCAAGCGGGGAUAUGAGUCGGGCGAACGCAUCCCAGCCGUGUCUUCGCUCACUGUUGCCGACGGACUACGAACUCCAGUGGGUGUGCACCCCUGGAGUGUCAUCUACGAACGACGUUUAGUGAGCGGCAUGUUUAGCGUAACGGAUGAAGAGAUUCUCAAGACAAUGAAGCUUGUAUAUGAGCGGAUGAAGCUGGUGGUCGAGCCGAGCGCAUGUGUUCCGCUGGCGGUUGCGCUGUUCGAUGAGGAUUUCAGAAGCCUCGUGGAGAAGGAGGCUGGCGAAGAGGGAUGGGACUUGGGCCUUGUGUUUAGCGGUGGAAACGUUGCUGUUGAAUCACUUGGGAAACUCCUCUCUAGAGAGAAAUGAGAGGCGAGAUUGAUGAUUUAUAGACAAGUUCAAUGAUGAAGUAGAGUAGUAUGGCUUCAAAGUUGUGCUGAAUGACGUCUCCCUUUA